CUAAAUGUAGAACGUUUCUAAGUCGGCUAUAUGCUCCGUUGGGUAAUGCAAAGUAGAUGUCCGCUCCGCUUUGUGUGCACGGAACACGCUAGCAGAAUAAUGCUAGAACAUUCCCUUUAAAGGCAAUAAGACACAUUAUCUGUGCGCUGCUUUCGACAUCUGUAGCGCGAAGGCUUCCUGUAGCGUCCCACAGCCUUGGCUUCUAAUAUAAGCUCGCGGCGGCACAGAAGCGCUUCCUGUUUUACGAUGUGAUAACCACUUUGCCGCGUUCUAUGUGCCAGUCUGAUCUUAGUCUAAUCGAGGACUGUUUUUUUUUUUGUUGUUGCUUUUGCAGAUGAGAACAAUGAAUUGCAAUCCCGAAAAGUAUUAAGUACCUCGUAACCGCGGCAAGGAUGUUUCACUCCACCAGCAAUUGAAAUGGAUAAACAGUAUUGAACCCCCCCCUUCCCAAAAAAAAGAAGGAUCAAUGCUUAUUGGAUUGCAACGCAGAGAAGGUGCAACUACCAUGGUAACACUAAUAACAGAGAAACUGCAAAAUCAGAGCUUGGAUGAUCUGUCCUGCAAAACCUAUAAUAUUAAUCUGCACUCAUCUGAGAAGCUGAACAAAAGUGGCAGCUUGUUCCCUUACGAAAUCAAUGAAGAUGAGUCCCCCUGGAAAGUCAUCAACAGGAAUUAUCCAAUCAGGAAUGAGCUGAACAAAAAUGUCAUUUUCCCGUUUUCCAUGUGCCCCUUUAGUUCGGGCACGACCGGCAGUUUUAAUCUACAGUGGCAGAACGAGUCCUCGAGUAUAGUAUCUGGGUGGAUAAGUGAACUUAAUCUCAAUGACAACUUCGGGCAGCCUUUAGCACCACCCACCAAACGACAUUGCAGGUCAUUGUCUGAGCCGGAUGAACUGUCCCGCUGCCGGUCACCCUGGAAACCCGGCGGAUCCAAAGUUUGGACUCCCGUGUCAAAGAGACGAUGCAACAGUGGUGGCAGUGCCACGUUGCAACGCUGCAACAGCCAUGGUAAUGCCACCCUUCAAAGAAGCACAAGCACCAGCCUGCCACAAAAUGCCUUGUCCCUUAACAACAACAUAUUUUCAAUCUCCACAAAUGACACGUCCUCUGUCCCAAGGCCAUCUUCUGCCAGCAGCGGCUUCGCGGAUAGCGGGGAAGGCAACACGGGUUCCAACAUCUGCGUUACCUCUGGAGGACCUUGUGAUUUCUACCCAAGGAGGCGCCUUUCCCUCUCCCAGGAGCACAUCAAAGAGAACGGAGACCUUUUGCCUUCGGCCAACAGCACACCCACCUCAACCCCGGAGCUUAGCAGACGUCAGGGCUUGCUGAGAUGCCGUUCCCAGCCUUGUGUGCUCAACGAAAGAAAAACCAGACUAAAGCGCCGACGCGAUGAAGACGUCCGAUGGAACAGGCCUUCCUUAGAUUUUUUUAAAAUGACACGGACGUUAAAAAAUUCUAAAAGUCUUUGUUCGCUUGACUACGAAGACGACGAGGACUCCCAGCUCAAGACAAUCGUCUCAUCGCCUUGCGAUUCAAGUGACCUCAUGAACAUCAUCACUCCUGGUACCAGCCCUCUGAAGGAGACAAUGGAAGAAGGGAAACACAAGCCAUCUUGCCACGUUACCAACACAAGGGAUUAUAAGAGCGAGACCACAGUAAGCGAAAGCGACGAGGACAUCAGUGACUAUGAAAGCACAGAGGGGUGCAUCUUUCCUAUAGAUUGCGCUGACUUGGAUUUGGAGCAAAUAGAAAAUAAUUAAGUCACGACGCUUCUGCUAAUGCUUAGUGGUGUACCUCUGUUAUACAUACUGAGUUUUUCUGCGGCUGCCUUUGGGUGUCCUUUUCUGAUGCCCGGAUAAGUUGACAAGUGGAAUGUUUUCACCUGUUUUAGUUUGUUUUAUCAAUUGAAUGGACAAAUGUGUAAGUUGGAUGCGACUGAGCGUUGAGUUGUUUCCUCCUUGGCAGUAUUUGCUGAGUGGUGCGAAGUAUGUGGGACCAAGCUUACAAACCUAAGUUUAUACAGAUGCUCACUAGUUUUUCCUCAACAAAAAAAAUAAUAAAAAUAAAUAUAUAUUAAGAAAAAAAUGACAAGCUUGACCUGGCUUCACCAGAUUUUUCUUUCUCUGCUUGUCUCAAAAAAAAUAAAAAAUAAAAUAAAUAAAAAUAUAUAUUUAUAGAAAAAGGACUAUUUCAUUAAGCUCAUUUUAUAAAUUGAACUCUGAGCGCUAUAGACAGACUCGCAGUGCCUUGCAGAUGUCAUUUGGAGCUCAAGGUGUUAAGGACCUCACUUUUCAGGGGUUGCCAUAUACAUAAAGUAGAUGGAGUACAAUAUAUUUAGUUUUGUCACAUAUUUGAAUUGUUGGUAAAAAAAAAAAAAAAAAGCCGCUGAGCGAUUCUAAGGCGACUUUGAGGCAUUUAUAAAAAUAAAAAAAUGUAAAAAAAAAAUACAGAAAAGAAUAGAUAUUUUUGCAUUUUUAUGGCUUUUACAGAUCUGGAAAAUAAAGCAUCUCUAUUUUGAAAUGAAUUUUCUGAAGGGCAUUCUAUAAAACAAAUAAUUCUGCCAUAACUCUAGUGCAGAUAAGAGUUCUUUAUAUUGGAGAUAUGAAAGAAUAAAAUGCAUAUAUUUGAUAGAACACAUGAAUAUUAUUCACAGUUGGUCCGAAAUAACCAAAAUAAUUGCUCCUUUUUUUUUUUUAUUCAUGGGAGCCGUUAUAAAACUUUAGAACAUGCGCACCUUGUACGAAAUGUUUUUUUGGGUUUUUUGACGCAUACCUUUUGAUCAAAAUGUGCUGGUGAUCUUUAAAGUUUAGGCAAAUAAAAAAAAAAAAAAAAAAAAAAAAAAGCCCAUGAAUUUAGUACUUGAAUUUUUUUUUCUGAACAACAUUGAAAAUUUAUGAUAUAUGCAUUUCAAAGUGCGAGUAGGUUUAUACUUUGUAGGUCAUUAUUAUGUUUUCUAUUGUUCAAAAGAAUGUAUCAGAGCACUUGAACUUUAGACAGGGACUUUGUAAAGCUUUUUUUAAUUCCACAGGAUGUGAUCCAUUCAGCAAUACUAGAAGGAAACUUGUCCUUGAGAUAAAUAAAAAUCAAUUUGCUUUGAAUAA
Messenger RNA from Spea bombifrons (plains spadefoot toad), 3100 nucleotides. RefSeq names its product family with sequence similarity 53 member A (gene FAM53A). The coding region runs from base 467 to 1759 and encodes 430 amino acids. Gene Ontology annotation, cellular component: nucleus. Lineage: Eukaryota; Metazoa; Chordata; Amphibia; Anura; Pelobatidae. The record is from RefSeq and is a predicted model, not a curated record. Gene Ontology annotation, biological process: protein import into nucleus. The transcript has 4 exons.